UGGAGGAGGCACCCGUCGUCGGGCACAGCCCACUCUUGAGGAGCAGCGCCAGACUUGCAGCAAAAACACCAGGAAUCAAGUGGACCGAUGGCGAGGAAGGCAUCGAGCGAGAGACGAGGAAGAUGAACAUGUACACGGCUAUCCGUGAAGCGCAAGCAAACGCCCUCGCGAGUGACGCAACCGCCUGCGUCUUCGGCGAGGACGUCGCGUUCGGCGGCGUUUUCAGGUCCACGAUGGGCUUGGCGGAAGAGUUUGGUAAGGACCGUGUAUUCAACACGCCUCUGUCCGAGCAAGGCAUUGUUGGUUUUGGCAUCGGCAUGGCCGACUUGGGGCACACUGCAAUCGCUGAGAUCCAGUUUGCAGAUUAUAUAUUCCCUGCCUUUGAUCAGAUCGUCAACGAGGCCGCAAAAUACAACUACCGCAGCGGCGGUCAAUUCUCUGCCGGCAAGCUCACCAUCCGAACACCCUGCAUGGGGGUUGGGCACGGUGCGCUCUACCACUCCCAAAGUGUCGAGCAGUUCUUCAUGGCUGUUCCCGGCCUCAAAGUCGUAAUCCCAAGGUCGCCGAUCCAAGCAAAGGGGUUGUUGCUCGCGUCCAUUCGUGAUCCAAAUCCGGUCAUCUUCCUAGAGCCAAAGGUACUGUACAGAUCCUCGGUCGAGCAAGUACCCAUCGACGACUACACCCUACCUCUGUCGUCCGCCGAAGUCCUACAACAGGGAAAGGACAUCACUCUGCUAUCUUGGGGCGCACCACUCUACUCCUGUGUUCAGGCCAUCAAUGCACUCCGCAACCCGACUGGCGCACUAGCAGAUCUCAUCCCAAGCGACGUGCGAGAUGCUGAAGUCGAGCUGAUCGAUCUCCGUACCAUUCUGCCUUGGGAUCGCGAAACCGUGGCCAAGAGCGUGUCGAAAACGGGCCGCUGCGUCAUUGUGCACGAAGCACCCGUCACCCAGGGCGCCGGCGCAGAGAUCGGCUCGUUCUUGCAAGACAAGUGCUUCCUCAACCUCGAGGCCCCGAUCUGCCGCAUCGGAGGAUGGGACACUCCCUUCCCUCAUGUCCACGAAACGUUCUACAAGCCCGAGCUAGUCCGAAUCAUUGAUGCGCUCGUCCGUACCCUCAAGUACUGAGGCAGGCGCGGUGGCAAACAUCCGACCUUUCUGCCUGUCUUCAAUCUGCCAUCUGUUGUAGUUUACAAAGCAUCUGAAACAAACGUGGAAGCGUGAAGGAGUCUCGCAGCGGACUAGGGC
Tilletiaria anomala UBC 951 is the source of this 1247-nucleotide messenger RNA. RefSeq names its product thiamine diphosphate-binding protein. Gene Ontology annotation, biological process: response to nutrient; branched-chain amino acid catabolic process. Bases 129 to 1127 code for a protein of 332 amino acids. The record is from RefSeq and is a predicted model, not a curated record. Gene Ontology annotation, molecular function: catalytic activity. The transcript has 9 exons. NCBI's taxonomy places the organism in Eukaryota, Fungi, Basidiomycota, Exobasidiomycetes, Georgefischeriales, Tilletiariaceae.